Folsomia candida is the source of this 582-nucleotide messenger RNA. RefSeq lists its product as uncharacterized. NCBI's taxonomy places the organism in Eukaryota, Metazoa, Arthropoda, Collembola, Entomobryomorpha, Isotomidae. Bases 71 to 511 code for a protein of 146 amino acids. The transcript is spliced from 6 exons. The record is from RefSeq and is a predicted model, not a curated record.
CAAUUUUGUAUUAAUUGGCACAGUUGUGUAAAAUCAGACAAAUUUCCUCGUACAAACUUUCUCUGCAAAAAUGUUAAAAUUCGUCGGUCUUAUUGUUGCGCUCUGCGCCAUAAUUCAACAAGCCAACGCCGGAGUGGUGGAUGCAUUUAGAUGUGGUGGAUUAGCAACUCAACUACAGCUCAGAAUUAGUGACUGCGAUGGCUACUGUCGCCUCCAGCCAGGACAAAUAUACAAUUGCGAGAAUGACUUUAUGCCAAGUUCUCCUUCUGCUUCGUUGUCACUUCGGAUCGAAAUUUGUAUGAACGCCGGAUUCUGUAUCGUCAUUAUUGACACGGUUCUUCCCAACUCCUCCGUUCAGCCCGGAUUCGUUUACACGGCCAAGUAUUCAAUUGUUCCAAACGAUAUCCUGGCAGGAGAAACAGUCGAAUUCCGUGCCUAUAUAAUGCACUCGGAUGAUCUCCAUGUCGAAGUUUGCGUCGCUGCGGACGUUGAUAUCUUAGAACUUAUCUAAAUAAUGAACGAAAAGAAUAACUCUGUAGCUUCUUGUAUUCCAAAAUAAAGUGAACUUGUAAAAAAAAUGUU